AGGUUGUCUCCCCCAGCCCCCGCUCCUUUCCAGACCUAGACUGGCAAGUUCACUGACUUUUGGGAUCCUCAGCUACUCCCUUGUCUCGGCUGGACUUUGUCAACAGAUGGGGACACUCUCCCCUACCCGUCUUUAGGGUGGCUGAGAGGCAGGAUUCUCUGCCGGGAAGCGCCAGGCCACUCCUGCCCAGAUCCCCACCCACCUCCACUUGUCUGCUGGCCUGGCAACUGGGUCUGGCUGACCUGUUUCUCACAUAAGCUAGCAGCUCCUGACAGCACCUAGACAGUAAGGCCCUUGGCUUUGGCUGGCACAGAGGGGCAGGAGAGCCAGCAGCACCAAGUGACCAGGCAGAUGUGCCCCCCGGAGAGUUCCUUCCAACCUUCUCAGUUCCUACUGCUGGUGGGGGUCCCAGUGGCAAGUGUCCUCCUUCUGGUCCAGUGCCUGCGAUGGCACUGUCCUAGAUGGCGGCUGGGGAUCAGCAGGAAGCCAGAUGGCCAACAGGAGCCAGAGUCCCAACCUGUCCCCCUGCCAGAAAAUGAGGCCCCAAGGCAGGGCCUGCCAGCCACGCUGCCAGAGAUGGCUGCCUUCUACCAGGAACUGCACACACCCACUCAAGGCCAGACUGUCAUCCGUCAGCUGAUGCACAAACUGUUGGUGUUUUCGGCUCGAGAGAUGGAUCACCGGGGUGGCUGCCUGAUGCUCCAGGAUACGGGCAUCUCCUUGCUCAUCCCACCAGGUGCGGUGGCUGUGGGCCGGCAGGAGCGAGUGUCUUUGAUCCUGGUGUGGGACCUGUCAGAUGCCCCGUCGCUAUCCCGAGCCCAGGGGCUGGUAAGCCCUGUGGUGGCAUGUGGCCCCCAUGGGGCCUCUUUCCUGAAGCCUUGCACCCUCACAUUCAAACACUGCGCCCAGCAGCCCAGCCAUGCCCGUGCCUACAGCAGCAAUACCAACCUGCUCGAUGCCAAGGCCUGGAAGCCCCUGGGGCGGUCGGGGGCUCACGCCUCUCGGGAUGAGUGUCGCAUCCACCUCUCCCACUUCAGCCUCUACACCUGUGUGCUGGAGGCAGCUUCGGGGCGGGCAGCCCGCAAAUGGCUGCAGCUGGCCGUGUUCUGCUCACCGCUGGUGCCAGGGCAGUCCCACCUGCAGCUGCGUGUCUACUUCCUGAACAACACGCCCUGCGCCCUGCAGUGGGCCCUGACCAACGAGCAGCCCCACGGAGGGCGCCUGCGCGGGCCCUGCCAGCUCUUCGACUUCACCGGGGCCAGAGGCGACCAGUGCCUGAAACUCCAGUACAUCUCAGAGGGUUGGGAGAACGUGGAUGACAGCAGUUGCCAGCUGGUCCCCCAUCUCCACAUCUGGCAUGGAAAGUGCCCCUUCCGUUCCUUCUGCUUCCGGAGAAAAGCAGCCAAUGAGAACGAGGACUGCUCGGCACUAACCAAUGAGAUCAUUGUCACCAUGCACACCUUCCAGGAUGGCUUGGAGACCAAGUACAUGGAAAUCCUCAGAUUCCAGGCAUCAGAGGAGGAACCCUGGGCAGCACCACCCCCUGUCUCCCAGCCACCCCUGUGCAAUAGGCUGCCUCCAGAGCUCUUUGAGCAGCUGCAGAUGUUGUUGGAGCCAAAUAGCAUCACGGGCAAUGACUGGCGUAGACUGGCCUCCCACCUGGGGCUCUGCGGAAUGAAAAUCCGGUUCCUGUCCUGCCAGCGCAGCCCGGCCGCAGCCAUCCUGGAGCUGUUCGAGGAGCAGAACGGCAGUCUGCAGGAGCUGCACUACCUCAUGACGGUCAUGGAGCGGCUGGACUGCGCCUCCGUCAUCCAGAACUACCUGAGCAGGUCGCAGGCCGGCAGCCCGGCCCCAGUCCGCGGCCGUGCCCAGGAUAACCAGGGCCUGGAGCUGGACGAGAAGCUCUGAGCGCCCGGCCGCGGCACCCGGGGCAGAGGGAGCUCGGGGGUGUGCCUCAGCGCCUAAGAACACAGCAGCGGGUCCUGGCCGUGCCUGCUGCCCUCCUCUGAGCCCUCGGACGGUGCCCGGGGCCACCCGUGAGGCCGCGGUGCCCUCGCCAGCCUCCCGGCGUCGGACUCCCCAGACCGCCGACGCGGCGCUGCCUGCAGGUCCCCUCCUGGCCGGCAGGGGGCGCGGGAGCCCAGGAGAUGGCCGCGGCAGGCCCGUCUCCUGGAAGCUGGCCCGGGACGCUCAGGCUGCCCCGCGGGCGCAGCUUAGGGACUGGGCGGGCCACGGUAUUUGCGGACCCUCAGUAAGACCCAGCACUGGGCUGGUGUCACGGGGAAUACUGGAGUACGUGAGGGAGGGUCUGGAGCCGUGACAGGCACAGCUCUCCGGGGAGGCACCAUGCGCUCCCGUGAGCUGAGGGCGAACUCAAACCGCGCCCAGGCUGCGGGCAGGGGGUGCGGGUGUGGCGCGACCUGUGUGCGCGCGGGAGCAGCGAGAGUGCUGCAUGGGGCAUGUUGGGGAGAGAGGAUGGGGACUUGCAGGGUGGAUGAGAGAUGUGUAGGCGGGGGUAGGGGGAGAGCGUGGCUGGAGUUAGGAGCACAGCGUGCGUCUGCAGGGCCGGAGGCUUUCAGGAGGCCCUGCGUGUGAGGCCAGGGCAGGAGGAGGGCUCCAGGCCAGACCGAGAGAUGGACGGGCAUACCUGGCCCACCCCCUCUGUCUCCGUUACCUUCCUUUUAUCUCUUUACGCUCAUGCCUUGUCUUCCCCUCUCUCUGCCAUUAUCUCCCACAAAACAUUAAAGCUCAGAAGAAAUUUUAAGAUUACUAUUCUCACCGAACCCUUUUAUCUCUUUAUCUCCAACUAUGUGAGUUUUAAGUCUCUCCGGCUUCAUUUUUCUGUCUCUGUCUCCUGCAGUUGUUCCAUCUCUGAAUCUGUCUCAUUCUGUUACUCUCAGUCUCGGCAUCGUUCUUCCUCUACCUCAUUACUGUGCCCUGUCUUUGUUUCUCUCUCUGAAACCCUCAGUCAUUCCCCUCAGGCAAGUGUUUCUAAACCAAUGUUCUGUUUCAGAGGCUAUUGAAAGAGACUGGGUUAGUCUAGGAAUGGAUGGGAGGGGAUGUUUUCCCCAUGGAUCAAGAUCCAGUUAAGGGUCAGGAAAUAAAACAUAGGGAUUAAAGAGCACCCCAUCAGUCAACAGGUAUUUGUUCAACACCUACUAUGUGUUAGACACUGUAUACAAAAGAGAUGAAUAGGCCGAGUCCUGAAAAGAGAAUGCAGGGUUGGACUCAAUUCUGGCAAUGCUUUUGUUUGCAAACAGGUGUUGUUAAUUUGUUCAAGGGCAGGCAAGCAAACUCUCUGGCAACACUAGCAAUUUGCUUCUGUAUUUAAUUAAACAUAUUAAAGCUUUUUCUAUGAU
Propithecus coquereli (Coquerel's sifaka) is the source of this 3359-nucleotide messenger RNA. It is a transcript of the gene UNC5CL, whose product is annotated as unc-5 homolog C (C. elegans)-like. Gene Ontology annotation, molecular function: netrin receptor activity; protein binding. Gene Ontology annotation, biological process: positive regulation of canonical NF-kappaB signal transduction; netrin-activated signaling pathway; positive regulation of JNK cascade. The record is from RefSeq and is a predicted model, not a curated record. Lineage: Eukaryota; Metazoa; Chordata; Mammalia; Primates; Indriidae. The transcript has 9 exons. Gene Ontology annotation, cellular component: membrane. Bases 352 to 1908 code for a protein of 518 amino acids.